AUGACACCAGAAGAAUUGUCCAAAUUGUCAAAAACUGAGAGGGUUAACCUUGCCUAUAGAGAAUACAAGAAGGAUCAACUCCUUAAAAGUGACAGAAGACGUUCCUUGAACCAAAUAGCCAAGUUAAAUGGAUGCAGUCCCUCCGGAUUGAGAGCAAGAAUUAAAAAGGGUCAAAAAAAGGCCAAUGGUAAUGUUGCAUGUUGUAAGGUUAGAGUUAGGGACAUGAUAAACUGUGUAUUCGGGUGCACAGUUUGUCCAUUGCCUACGAUACGAUUUGGUUGA
Messenger RNA from Lodderomyces jiufengensis, 282 nucleotides. RefSeq lists its product as uncharacterized. The record is from RefSeq and is a predicted model, not a curated record. Bases 1 to 282 code for a protein of 93 amino acids. The transcript has a single exon. NCBI's taxonomy places the organism in Eukaryota, Fungi, Ascomycota, Pichiomycetes, Serinales, Debaryomycetaceae.